AUGAUUGUCCCACGCUACUUCUUGCUUUUCGCCGCGCUGUUGACACUCUUGGUGACAGCGCUACCCGCCACUGCUGAAUCACCAUUUCUGCAGUGCGCUGGUGGCUCGAUUUACUUUACCGCUCACACCAUAGACAGCCUGCUGUUCCAAAACCCAGACCUCUACCACGAUCUCUAUGUUUUCAAAUGCAUUACCACAGUCGUUCUUACUGCAGAUAGCGGCGGUGAAGCAGUCAAUCACACUCGUGUGCUAGAGCUUGAGCGCGGUCUCGAAAAUGCUUACAAGUUCAUGUCUGAUGCGUCGUCUGGUGAUGCAGAUGACAACCAGUCGGUGUCUGCUCUCACAGAGGCAACACCACGUGAGGCACUGCACGACUUCUUGAUUACGCGCCACGGAGCUGACCAACCUGUCACAGUUGCCAACGACACGACGACCCAGAUUGGGGAGCACACAGUCUCCGUCUCCCCACUUCUCGGACGCUCGAAUGUACAGAUCAUUUACCUUCGCCUUCCCCAGAGCGAAUACUCCGGGAAAGGAUACGAGGCGUAUUCUGAAGAGUCACUAGCGAAACUAUACAACGCAGACAUACCGCACAUCUCUACGACGGACGGAAAGGUCACCUACACUCUUCAGCAUCUAAAGGACAUCAUCGCAACGAUCAUCCGGGAUAGACGGGCAAACGACAUCCAUAUGCUGAACUACUUCGAAGCUCUCAACACCGAUGAGGGCGAUCAGCUCGACCAUCCCGACCGCAUUUUCUCUGCCAAGCUUGUGAUGAACGUCAUGGAGGGCAUGGGUUUCAAUGGAAAUGUCAAGGUAUACGCAAGCGACUCAUCACGCAUGUUGCGAAACAACCUCAACACACCAGACUACAUCAAGAAGGUCGAUGCAUUCUUCGAAUACGCUAAGCAUGAUCCUGAUAUGUGUCAGAGUCUUGAUGAGUGCGGUCAGAGGCGCCAGAACUUGGAUGUCUCCAAGACUAAAUACGCCGAGGUAGACCAUGUCGCCGAGUUUCUGAAGCGGGAAUACUACGUCGAAUAA
Alternaria arborescens is the source of this 1041-nucleotide messenger RNA. RefSeq lists its product as hypothetical. Lineage: Eukaryota; Fungi; Ascomycota; Dothideomycetes; Pleosporales; Pleosporaceae. The transcript has 4 exons. The record is from RefSeq and is a predicted model, not a curated record. Bases 1 to 1041 code for a protein of 346 amino acids.